Saccostrea echinata is the source of this 1221-nucleotide messenger RNA. RefSeq names its product multiple epidermal growth factor-like domains protein 10. The record is from RefSeq and is a predicted model, not a curated record. Bases 1 to 1221 code for a protein of 406 amino acids. Lineage: Eukaryota; Metazoa; Mollusca; Bivalvia; Ostreida; Ostreidae. The transcript is spliced from 8 exons. Gene Ontology annotation, molecular function: scavenger receptor activity.
AUGAUUCACGUCAUUUUCCAAGUCCUGAUGUUUGGUGCAUGCUGUAAAGCUUAUGUCAACUUAGCACUGAACAGACCUGCUUGGCAGGAGAGUGACUACUCACCAGACUGGGGAGCAGACAAGGCAGUGGACGGACGCUAUUCUGAUCGCUCAGCGGGAGGGAACCAAUGUACAAUAUCAGCUAACGGAAAAAGCACGGCAACACUGAGAGUGGAUCUACAGAGUGUGGUCAGCAUAAGUCACAUCAACAUAUUCUACAGGACAGAUAAUGCACCUAGCCCUGGUACUUACUCUAUGCGUUUUGCGGGAUUUUUCCUCUACGUUUCAAACACAACGUCAAAAGACGACGGCUAUCUAUGUUUUCAUCAAAUACAGGAUAAAGACGGUACACCAACAGAGAACCAGACAAUAAGCUGUCCUGUUCAUGGACGUUAUGUUAUAUACUACAACGAGCGUGGGAACCCGGACGUUACAUACCCAAGUUAUUACUCUCAAUAUGCGUUCAAUGAAUUAUGUGAACUUGAAGCAUAUGGAUGCCAUAAUCCUAAGUUCUACGGGGAGACUUGUGCUCAACCAUGCCCCGAGAAAUGUCAGGAGCAGAACUGUGAUAUAAGUGGCCACUGCCUGGGUUGUAUUCCAGGAUACCAAGACCCUCGUUGCAGUCAGAAAUGCAGUAAACAAAAGUUUGGACUGGGUUGUUCUGUAUUGUGUGGUAAUUGUAGCAAUGGAGAAACGUGUCACCAUGUCAAUGGAACCUGUCUUAGUGGAUGUAAUGAGGGGGCGGAAGGAGAUAAAUGUCAGGCGGCAUGUAUACCGGGCUUCUAUGACAGGGACUGUAGAUAUACAUGCAGUGAUAACUGUGGUGUACCCAACAGAUGUGACAAGUUUACUGGCGAGUGUGACAGAGGUUGUCAACGAGGAUGGAAGGGAGGACAAUGUGAUCAAAAAUGUGACGGUGGAAUGUACGGUGCCAACUGCAACCAGAACUGCGGUCACUGUUUGGAUGACGAACACUGCGAUCAUAUUAACGGCACAUGCGAAGCAGGAUGUUCCCCUGGAUACGAUGGAUCUCUCUGUGAUGACAACUUGCAGGAGACUGGUUUCACGAACAUUUAUGAAAAUACACGUUUAGACGAUACUUCACAAUCUGAAGAAAACACAAUGUCCAGGAAUAGGAGGAGAAAUGAUACACAAGACGACAUUAAUAUUGAUGAGGAUUGA